AUGUCUUCAUUCGGAACCAAUCCAGACACGACCUCAACACCUUCCGACCCCACACCUUCGUCCGCACCUGCUACGCAAUCAAACGACGUCACCCCAUCCCCUCUAUCCUCCUCUCCCUUGCCCACCUCCACCACAGCCACGGCCACCACCACAGGGCCGAAGCAUAGACACAACGAACAUACCCUCCCCGAUGGUACUAGGGUUAUAGAGGAUGAACGUACUUGGGGCGGGGAGGAUGGAGGCGGGGUAAGCAAAGUCGUCAUCAAACGCUGGGAAAGACCGGCUGGAUCUCACGCUGCCGGGGAGCGGGGAGGAGGUGUAGGUGCUGGGGAAGGGGGAGUGGGAAGUGGAGGGAUGGAGAGAGAACAUCUUCUCCGAGAUGUAAGGCUCAACCAUAUCAACGACGCACUCUUCUCUCGCUUUCUCCAGCCCCCUUCCGACGCCUCUGAGGCUACCGAUACUCGGUCGAAGUGGCCAUCAGAAGAUUUCUUUUCUGACGCAUUCUUCCCGUUGCCCAUGCCUUCUUUUGGGAGACUCGUCUUUCCUGAGGAAGAGGACCCUUCUCUCCUCCCUCCCCAUCUCUCCGCGCCGCAGGCCGCAAACAAUCCCAAACCCCACCACACUUCCUCCACCACCCCCUCCAACCCUCAAAUUCACUCUUGGUCCUACGCCUCUUCGGGCUCCCUCUCCGGCUGGGGCUUGGUUGCUGGUAUGGUAGCUGUUGGUGCGGGUGUAUGGGGUUGGAGAGGGAGGAAGAGGGUGAAGGUGCUUGAACAGCGGGUUGGGGAUUUGACGCGUGGUUCUCAAAUGUCUGCCCGGGCGAAUGUUGUCAGGCCUGCUCAAGCUGCUCAAGCUACACCUGGGUCGGCGGGUUCAUUGGCCCCCAACACAUCUCCCACCGCUGCUAUGGGGGAGAUUGAGGCGCUGCAGAAGAGGGUGGAAGAGUUGGAGAAUGCAUUGAGGAGUAUGGGGUCGUUGGCCGGGUAUGGGGAGAAGAGGCAAGGUGGGAGGGUGCUGGAUGAACUGCGAAAGGGAAAAGACGACAAGACGGAGUGA
Molecule: messenger RNA, 1056 nt
Organism: Cryptococcus wingfieldii CBS 7118
Lineage: Eukaryota; Fungi; Basidiomycota; Tremellomycetes; Tremellales; Cryptococcaceae
Exons: 2
Coding region: 1-1056 (351 amino acids)
Source: RefSeq, a predicted model, not a curated record